Messenger RNA from Protopolystoma xenopodis, 513 nucleotides. The record is from the annotation of a GenBank genome assembly. Lineage: Eukaryota; Metazoa; Platyhelminthes; Monogenea; Polystomatidea; Polystomatidae.
AUGUCACUAAUUCACAGACACGUGCGUCCGCUGGACGCAGACGGACGCGGAAACAUGUCGCCCCCUCGAACACAGACGCUUGUCCGGUUGUCAGGUUGCCGAGGUCAGCAUGGCUACCCAAUGUGGCGGGAAGUGGGUGUGAAGCCGGCCCGGUCACUUGGUGCCAGCAUCCAAUGUGGUACCAGCGCGACUGUGGACGAGACGCUGGCAAAGGCACAAGUGUCACGGUUGGCAACAGACGGGAGCCACGUGGAUGAAGGCAACUGUAGGCGGAAAAUAGGCCAACCCAUCGGACUCGAUUGCGAUGACAUGACGCCGACUUGGCCGACGACCCAAGUUUGCCUCAACCCACGCGAACUUCGCUUCCCAACAUGUCGCCAGAGCAAUCCGGCUCCAAUCAGCUGGCCUAAGGCUUCACCUCGAAUCCCCCUUCAACCGGUUGGCGAGUCCACAUGCAAAAAAAUGUGUCAUCACCUGACGCGAGUCUUUCGGCUCGACCCGCGCGGACGGUGA